AUGGCAGUGCACAUAGAACCUGGUACAUGUGAAGUCAUUGCUGCCCACAGAUGCUGCAAUAAGAAUAAGAUUGAAGAGCGCUCCCAAACAGUGAAAUGUUCCUGCUUUCCAGGUCAGGUAGCUGGGACAACACAUGCUGCUCCUUCAUGUGUAGAUGCAUCAAUAGUGCUUCAGAAGUGGUGGUGCCAAAUGCAGCCAUGUCUAGAAGGAGAGGAAUGUAAAGUACUACCAGAUUUGUCUGGAUGGAGUUGCAGUACUGGAAACAAAGUAAAGACAACUAAGGUCACACGAUAGAUCUUGGAAGAUCCAUUGUUAUCAGAUGUCAUCUUCAUUGAUAUGGCCAGCGUUCCAAAAAUGGCACAAUAUGGCUUUUGUUCAGGUGCAAGAUACUUCUCGUAUGCUUUGCAGAGUUGGAAAUAUGAAGAUUUCCUUGGUGCAGGAUAUAAUGCAUUUGAGGUAUAGGAUGGCUAUUUUUUGUGGGCACUUUAUUAAUCUUCCUCAAGUACAUCAGCCUAGAGAAUGGUGCUGCAGUCUGCUUCCUUUUGAAAGAACAGUACCAAGGAUUAAAGAACAGGAUUGGUAUUCUUGUCUCAGCAGAUAUCUUGGAAAUUUUUCCUUGUU
Molecule: messenger RNA, 621 nt
Organism: Protobothrops mucrosquamatus (brown spotted pit viper)
Lineage: Eukaryota; Metazoa; Chordata; Lepidosauria; Squamata; Viperidae
Product: chemokine-like protein TAFA-2
Exons: 4
Coding region: 1-294 (97 amino acids)
Molecular function (GO): receptor ligand activity
Source: RefSeq, a predicted model, not a curated record